AUGUCUAAAGCAAACGUUGUCGGUAUCCUUGGUAAGACUUAUUCCUGUGUUGGUGUAUUCCAGCAUGGAAAAGUCGAAAUCAUUGCUAAUGAUCAAGGAAAUCGCACGACUCCAUCUUAUGUGGCUUUCACGGACACUGAACGUCUGAUUGGUGACGCUUCUAAAAAUCAGGUAGCAAUGAAUCCGACGAACACUGUUUUGGACGCAAAGCGCUUGAUUGGACGCAAGUGUGACGAUCCAGCCGUUCAAUCGAACAUGAAGCAUUGGCCGUUCAAGGUUAUCCAAGGAGAAGGUGCUCGUCCAAAAAUCCAAGUGGAGAUUAAAUGA
Meloidogyne enterolobii is the source of this 327-nucleotide messenger RNA. The record is from the annotation of a GenBank genome assembly. Lineage: Eukaryota; Metazoa; Nematoda; Chromadorea; Rhabditida; Meloidogynidae.